AUGUCUACCACUACCUCCUCCGUCAGCGCAACCAGCACAGCCUGCGGCAGCAGCGUCUGGCAGAUCCCAACCACCGACGCCGCCUGCGCUGCCGUCGUUCGCGGCAAUGUCACCGAUGCCCUGGACCAGUGCUGCAAAGACGCGUCUGUUCACAAGUACGACAACGACUGUGCCAUCUACUGUCUCGCGCAGGGCCAAGAUACCCACGCCCUCCAGUCCUGUAUGAGCAGCAAGAGCGGAAACUUCAACGAUGUUUUCUGUAACGCCGCUCCCAACGCAACCGCAACGGCCACUGGCUCCAAGUCUACCUCGACCGGCACGAGCACGAGCACCUCCACCUCCACCUCCACCCACAACGCUGCUAUUGCGAACCAGCCCGUGUCAAAGUCGGGCCUGGGCUUGAUUGCGCUCCUUUUCGGAUCUGCUUUCAUGGCCGUUGUUUCUUGA
Molecule: messenger RNA, 447 nt
Organism: Penicillium brevicompactum
Lineage: Eukaryota; Fungi; Ascomycota; Eurotiomycetes; Eurotiales; Aspergillaceae
Exons: 1
Coding region: 1-447 (148 amino acids)
Source: RefSeq, a predicted model, not a curated record